AAAGUCAUCUGUCAUCCUUGUAAGCAGCAAAAAUCCGAACAGGCGUGAAGUAAUACACAGAACGGAACGUGAAAAUUGUUCAUUGUAUAUUACCCGUCUUUUCUAUUUAUACCAGCAAAAAGUUUAAAAACAUUUAUGCAGUCCGACGGGGAGGAAACUUUGCUGCAUUCAUGCUUCGGCUCGCUAAAGACCGCAGUCAUGGGUUGCUGUUACAGUAUUUGCCACAAGGAAACGGAUCCAGAGGAGAACAUAGUGAACGAGCGGACACAUCUCCUCGAGGUGGCGGAGCAGCAGCAGGAGAGCCCCUCGCCAGUCGCGUGCGCAGCUACUCCGCCGCGCAAGCCUGACGAGCAGAGCGCGCUCAACAGGAUCCUGCAUGAGACCGCCACUAACGUGAUAGAUGUGGGUGCGCUGGGGCCGUACGCGCUGGAGGCGAGUGCGUACAACGAGCGCGUGCGCACGUACACAGCGCGCGCGGCCGCCGCCCCGCCCCCGCCGCCGCGCGCGCCGCGCCUGCUGGCAGACCUGCCGCCCGCACUGCGCGCCGCCGCACUCGCCGCACCGCCGCCGCACGCGCUCGACAGGGACCUGAUAACGAAUGCUGUAAAGAAAGCAGCGGCCGCCAUAUCCGAGCUGAGGGUGGAACAUCACGAGGACCUGGUGGUGCCGUUCAGGGUGCCCUAGCAGCGGGUCUCCAUGUCGGAGGACGACCACUGACCAAGUUAGUGUAUGAACAUGAAUCCCCUCACAUAAAACUGACUUCAUCGGGGGAAUAUUAAAUCAGUGUAACCUUUUUUGUAAUGUUAUGUGUCGCGGAGGAAUAACAAGUGUACUAAGCUUAGUAAAUCAGAAUAUAUCUAGCAAAAAUACAGUGAAAGUUUAUAUUAAAAACGAAAAUUCUGUUGUGGAAACCAAAUAUCAAAUCAGUGUAAAAACCUUUUUUCUCUUGUUAUAUUUUGUCUUACGUGAAAGAGUUAAAAAAUAAAGGGAAUCUCCUAAAAUAAACUAAAUAUGUGGUACCCCUACUAUUAAUAACCUUUUUCUACCUAAAGAUUACUUUCAUACUCAGAACCCUUAAUCGUUCACUCUGGGUACUUAUGAAACGGGGAAUCCCCUAAUAAAUCGAAUUAUAAAUAUCCUCUAAUUUAUGUGCCGGUAACAUAUUUAUAGAGGAAUACGAGAAAAUUAUUAUUUCUAAUAAUAAAAGCUAUGUAACCGUAAGUUUUCACUGUCGAAAUACAUGUAAAAAGACAUAUCCAUCAUACGAAAAAUAUCUAUAGAUUCCUUUUAAAAAAAUCAAAAUUAAAAAACUUGUAUCUCAUACCAUUUGUUUCUGAGACCAGACUGAAUUUUUGAUAAAACAAAGAUAACAAUUUGGUCUCAGAAACCUACGGUUAGCAGAUGCAACCUUAUUUAUUCAUCGCAUGGGUCGAUAUUUUCCUCUUUACCUGACAUAAAUAAAUAAAUGUUUUUUACAAUUGCUACAGCAAUGAAAACUUACUUUAAAUGUUUGAAAUAUGCAGAUUUUCGUUUAAUUAUCAGUAGAUUUGUAUUUUAUA
This is a messenger RNA of Papilio xuthus (Asian swallowtail), 1559 nucleotides long. RefSeq names its product Late endosomal/lysosomal adaptor, MAPK and MTOR activator 1. Bases 136 to 684 code for a protein of 182 amino acids. Gene Ontology annotation, cellular component: membrane raft; late endosome membrane; Ragulator complex. Gene Ontology annotation, biological process: positive regulation of TOR signaling; regulation of receptor recycling; cholesterol homeostasis. Lineage: Eukaryota; Metazoa; Arthropoda; Insecta; Lepidoptera; Papilionidae. Gene Ontology annotation, molecular function: guanyl-nucleotide exchange factor activity; molecular adaptor activity. The transcript is spliced from 4 exons. The record is from RefSeq and is a predicted model, not a curated record.